AUGGCAGAUACCGAAGUCGUAGCCGCGGCCGCAGAGUUACAGCCGGGACAGAGCAAGUCUCUCGCGAAGCAGGUCGCGCAGCCAGACUCCGCGGAUGAAAUCCACAAAGAAUGGGAAACUCACACCUCGGGCCAGAUUGUCGUCGAGCGCUUGACCAAGAAUGUCAACGAGGACCAUUUAUUCGAAAUUUUCGGCCAGUACGGCGAAAUUGACGAUCUAGAUCUCCCCCUCAACAGGCAGACCGGCGCCAAUCGUGGCACAGCCUACAUUCUCUACGUAGACGAGGCCGGCGCCCAGAGUGCUAUCACCCACAUGCACGAAGCGCAGCUCGACGGCGCUCUCAUCAACGUGUCGAUUGUUCUCCCCCGGCGAAAGCUCUCACCAUCUCCUCCACUGGCCCGCCGUGGCGCAAACAUCGGGCCCACCCGUGGUCCUCCGGCAAACUUCAGGUCAGGACCUCCUGGCGGCCCUGCCGGCGGUCGUGGCUGGAGAUCGCCUGCCGCGCCCAGCGGCCCCACUCGCUACGGCCCUCGCUCGGACACGUACCGCCCACGAUCCAUGUCGCGCUCCCGAUCGCCCGCACCCGCCGGCGGCGGCCGUAGGUACCGAUCUCGAUCGUCGUCCUAUUCGUCUCGAUCCCGCUCGCGCACACCGCCUCCGGGCCGUGGCGGCCGAGGCGCCGGCAGGGGCAGCCGUGCUUACGGCGGGCGUGCGGAGGACUAUGACUAUGGUGCCAGGGACAGGCGGAGAAGUCGGAGCUAUGAUAGCUAUGAGAGCUACGACCGGCGCAGCAGAAGCCCCAGCCGCAGCCGGGAUCGGAGAUAA
This is a messenger RNA of Canariomyces notabilis, 825 nucleotides long. RefSeq names its product RNA-binding domain-containing protein. The transcript is spliced from 4 exons. The record is from RefSeq and is a predicted model, not a curated record. Gene Ontology annotation, biological process: mRNA splicing, via spliceosome. Bases 1 to 825 code for a protein of 274 amino acids. Gene Ontology annotation, molecular function: RNA binding. Gene Ontology annotation, cellular component: cytoplasm; ASAP complex; nucleoplasm. Lineage: Eukaryota; Fungi; Ascomycota; Sordariomycetes; Sordariales; Chaetomiaceae.